GAAGGUAUUCAUUACUAUUAUCAACUACAUGUAUGUCCCAUGGUCAUUUCAGAAUACACUUGGUCAUCCACCUGCCUGGGCUGGUUCUGUCGAAGGAGCAAGUGUGCCUCAUUAUUCUCAGCUGGAUAGCAAGAUGCCCCUGCCUGCGCAAUUCGGUGCUGCGUCACAUCAAACUCCGCAUACAGCUAACUCAUUACCUCCUAUCAGACACAUAUAAAGUAUUGCCAUAUAAGUAUAUAUGUGUUGCCGUUAGUAUUGUUAGGGCGAACUUAUUCUAACAGCUACAGGGGGAUAGAAUAGGUCCGGACGGUUUCAUCCUCACGAAUGUUCGUUUUUUUCCCGUGUGAAAUAAUGAAAAUUUCCUGAAACGUUGCUUUGUCUGAAAAAUCAUGAUAAGAGGAUCUUUUGGUAUGCCAGGAUAAGAUUUGUGAUGUGACAAAUAACUCGGUAUAAGUAUCGGUAUAAGGUUCCCCCACUGGCGCUUACCAUUGUGAAGAAAGGGGUCGCGGGUGAUCCACGACAAGUAGUACGAUGGAUAUGUGCUUGUCCUGUCUCGACUAACACUGAGUUCUAGUGGCGAGCUCAAUAGCACAUAAUGGUACGUGGAUAUGUCAGGCACCAGAUCUACAGCAAAUUAGAUCAAAACAAUGUAGAAGUAUCGUGACAAUGACACUUCUCUUCGUAUUCUGAUGCAGUUUCUGUAUCUGGCGAACAGUGCGCUUGUAAAUGUCGAAAUCGCCAAGUUUGGAUUUGAUCACUUGACGAUUUCGAAACUUACUUGGGCUAAUGAAACUACUCUCACCUUUGUCACGGGCAAUACCUUCUGUUAUGAUGCGCUUUAGCAUAAAUAUACAUACCAGUGGCUAUGGUAGCUCUUGAGAGUGUAUGAGAUUAAUUUGUACAUUGUUUUUUUCAUGUAAUUAUGACAGUAUUGGCCCAUUUCUCAAGCCUGAGAAUGUACGAUUUUGCCAUGCUUAGCAAGCUUUGACAAGUUUAUUUGUUUGUAAUGAACAAUUAUCAAACGACGCUUAGAGAAUUCUCGUAUCGACUUGUCACACCGACCUCUUAAUACUUUGAAUAUAUAUGGUAUUUAAGUUUGAAUAUAAGUAGCACGUUAUUAACAAGUAAUGAAGCAUUACUUGCUUGGGGUUUCAAUUGUGUAAUGCAAUCCAAUCAGUGGUUGACAAACUGUUUACAGACAUAAUUAUAUCCCAUCCUUAAGUAAUAAGGGGAUUUUUGAGUAACAUCAAACCAAAACGCGUGGUGAAAAUACGUCGCCUCUUUUUUAAUGCCGACAGGAAUAUGUACAGGUCCUUUCCCUUGUCAGUGGAGUAGAUAGGGAUUCCAUGAUGACACAAGCACAAAAAAAGUAAACGAGAACGCGCUUUAUUGACCUAGGUCCAAAUGUCGACUUCAUUUUCUAUAAGGGUAUUAUUAUCUUAUCUUCAUAAAUAUGGUGGCACACCUUAAUCUCUGCCUUCGAGUUUUGUAUGAAGAUAUAGAUCUGACUACAGAACGUGUUGAGAGUUCAACUUUCUAGCGACAAUGAUUUUGAACAGUUGCUUAGAAUCAUUUCUUCUGCUAUAUUUGUCAUCAACAGUCACCUCUAUUUGCCCCAACGGAUGGACAAAGUAUGACCAGUCAUGUUACUCUCUUUACAAGAUGAAGGCAUCAUGGAUAGAUGCAGGGAGUUACUGCCGUGAAUUUGGGGGACACCUUGCAACACUUAACACAACAAGCAAAGUGACCAACAUAAAAUCGUUUCUGAAUUAUGUAAAUCAGAAUGCGAACGUUUGGGUCGGCGGUAACGACCUAAGAUCAGAAGGGAUGUGGGUGUGGGACAUUGACCAGGCCAGCUUCACAAACACUGACUGGCACCCUGGUCAACCGAAUGGAGGCAGUGAACAUUGUCUUGAGCUUUAUCAACCCACCCAUUUCACGUGGCACGACUCGACCUGCUCUAACAAAUAUGACUACAUAUGUGAACGAAGGUCCGAAGCCUCAAGUUAAUAUAGUUUGAUGUCCCUGCGUCAACAGGUGGUACACCAUCAGCACCAAACUCCCAGCGUUUAUAUCAUCGAUACCUGUAUCGUGUAUAUAGCCAAUAAAUGAGUCUCAGA
Messenger RNA from Haliotis rufescens (red abalone), 2120 nucleotides. Its product is annotated as perlucin-like. The transcript is spliced from 5 exons. Gene Ontology annotation, molecular function: signaling receptor activity. The record is from RefSeq and is a predicted model, not a curated record. Bases 1546 to 2010 code for a protein of 154 amino acids. Lineage: Eukaryota; Metazoa; Mollusca; Gastropoda; Lepetellida; Haliotidae.